AAUCGUCAGGUUGAAGGGCUUGUACACGUUGGACGUGAAACGGAUAUAGCCCGUCUUCACGCAGCGUUUGCCACACUUUAGUUUUUGAUACUUGUACUUCUCUAGCCACGUCUCUAGUGCUUGUUGAGGGCACGAUACACGUAACACCGGUAUGCUACUAAGCGAGUCAAAAAUCGUACGAUGGCGCACAUGACGUCACCUGCGAAGCAUCGAUGAAUGGCGAUUACAGAGUUCAGUAUAGUGAGGUUAGGAUAAUACCGACGUUAUAAGAUUUUGUUCCAGCAUUUCGUUUUCCUUUUUUACAUCGACAAGAAUGCCGGGUUGUGCGGUAGCUAAUUGCAAAAAUUAUAAUAGGGUUACGAAAGGAUCUGAUAUAAGGUACUUUCGAUUUCCAAAGAAUGAAGAGUUUGUAAAGCGAUGGGUAGGUGCAUGUCGCCGUGAAGAUGAAAUUAAUUUGAGAAAUGCAUGCAUCUGCUCCGAGCAUUUUGAUGCCAGCUGUUUUGAAAUUCCAUUGCGACAAAAAUUGCUAAAAUACACCCCCAAAAAUAGCCGAUAUUUGAAACCUGAUGCUGUGCCUACUUUACGACUACCAGGAUGUCAUGAUUCCUGCUCACAAAAUCAAGGAGACAGAUCAGCACGACUGAAAAAGAGAACACAACAUAAAAAUGUAGAAGAUAUGCUAAAAGCAAGUACUUCGAUCAUUUUGAAUCUAACACAGCAAAAAAGUACCAAUGAUAUCAGAACUGAGACUACAACGUUGGCUACAGCAGGUAUCGAAAAGUAAGUUUACUUCUAGUACUGAAUAUAUUAACCAGUGAAUGGCUCCCAAAUCACGCAUGCAACAAUCACAGGACAGUGACGUUUUAGCGCCUAAUUCAAAAGUGAAAAAAUUAUUCUUUUUUUUCUAACAAAAAUCGAACAACUUCUAUCGGAAAACAUAUUUCACAAGAUUUUUAUUACCUAAUUAACAAAGUAAGACACUUUUGACAAAAUAGAGAAUAUUCUAGUAAUCUAAUAACUUGUUUAUUACAGAGCAAGUGACAUACAGAUAAAAACGUUGAAGGAGAGAAUAGUGGUUCUGGAAAAGCAGAAUAAAGCACUCACUGAGCAGGUUGAAAAAAUAGAAGAAAAAACAGCCUUAAAAUAUAAAGAUGUCUUAGCCAAAGUUUUCACUCCGGGGCAGAUAAAAAAAUUAUUGAAUGCAGGAAAAAAAAGAGUCCGUUGGUCACCAGAGGAUAUUGCAACCGCAAUUUCUUUACGUAGUGUCAGUCCAAAAGCAUAUCGUUAUUUGAGAGUAAACAAUUAUCCUUUACCAGCUUUGUCCACCUUAAGAAGCUGGGUUUCCAGCUUUGACGUACAUCAGGGUAUUUUGAAGAGUGUAAUAACAUUAAUGCAAAAGAAGUCUCUUGAUUGUACUGAAGCUGAUAGAAUUUGCGUACUAAGCUUUGACGAAAUGUAUGUUUCGAACAAAAUCGAGAUCGAUAAGAAAACUGAACAGAUCAUCGGACCUCACAGAUGUUGUCAAACUGUUAUGGUGCGUGGUUUACUUUCAAAAUGGAAGCAACCAAUUUACUAUGAAUUUGAUCAGUCGAUGAUGAAAUAUAUUAUUGAAAAAAUAGUAGCUGAACUGUUCCGAGCAAAUUUUAUCGUAGUAGCGAUUACUAGUGACAUGGGCACUGGAAAUACUGGACUGUGGUCUCAGCUGGGUGUUGGACAUCAAAAUUGUUUUUUUAAUCACCCUUGUGAUAACUCUUUAAAGAUUUUUGUUUUCGCAGAUCCUCCACAUCUGCUUAAACUUACUCGAAAUCAUUUAAUUGAUCACGGUUUUAUUAUCGAUAACAAAGUAAUCAAUAAAGAUUACUUUGAAGCGCUGCUAAAUAUUUCAACUUCAGAGUUAACAAUUGCGCACAAAUUGACACCACACCAUCUCUGCUUAAAAGGCUCUAUGAGACAAAAAGUGAGACCUGCAGUACAAUUAUUAUCAAACUCUGUAGCAAAAGCAAUCAGUUAUGCUGGAGAAAAUGGACUCAUGCCAAAAGACAGUUAUUGGAAAGAAGCAGCUGUAGUUGUUCAACUAUUCAAUGAUUGGUUUGACUUAUUUAAUUGUCGAUCUAAGUUUGUUGAAAAUUGUCCAACACGAAAUGCAUAUGGCACAGAUUUAGAUAAGCAGAUACGUCUGCUAGAUGAAAUGUCAGAAGUAGUUAGUUCAAUGCGGAUAGGUAAACAUAAAGGGCUUAUUCCGUUUCAAAAAGGUAUAUUACUCUCUAAUAGAUCUCUGAAAGAGCUACUUCCUUACCUACGUGAAAAAUAUAAUGUAGAGUAUAUUUUAACUUCUCGGCUGAAUCAAGAUGUACUUGAGAACUUCUUUUCUUACAUUAGAGGAAUGGGCGGCGCAAAUGAUCAUCAUUCGCCACUAGAUUUCAAAUAUAGAUUACGGUGGUACAUUUUAGGAAAGAAUUCGUCAGCGAUCUUCACAGAAUGUCGCAAUGAAUCUUGCUUAACUAAUAUGAUAGAAAGUUCUUCAUUGCCAAGCGAUAUGUCAACAUCAGAAGAUAUUUGCUUGACACAAAAAAUGCUUUCUAAUUUGGUAGAAGAAGUUGGAUGUUCGAAAGGACCUCAGUGUGAAGAGGAACAAAUAAUUCAAAACACAUUUGUAGAAGCUCUUUACUUGGAGGAUCAUGUGAUUGAUGAAGACAUGUUAAAACUUGUAGACAAUUAUGAAGUGAAAGAGAAAAUUCACCAUGAUUCUUUAAAGUAUGUUGCUGGUUUUGUUGCAUAUAAAUUCAAGCAUAAAUAUAAUUUAGGGAAUCCUACAAACACCUUUGAGAGAAAUAUAGAACCAGAUUGGCUUCAGACAAUCUCUAGAGGCUCUCUGCUGUAUCCUAACGACGAAUUGUAUGAAGCUACACUGAAACUGGAAUCAGUGUUUUACACAAUGCAUGGAAGCUCUUUAUCCAAGGAAAAUCAAAUUUUUCAUAAGCUUGCCCAGAAUACUUUAAAUCAGCUUAAGAAUACCUCAAUACAAUUCGAAGUGCUCCUAUGUCUCAGUAGCACACGUACAUAUAUAAGAUUAAGAGACAUGAACAGGAAAAUUAGUUUCAAUAAAUGUCAAAGGACACUCGAAAAAAAAAUGUCCAAGUUUGUUAAUUUUAGGAAAUAAGUUUUUAUAAUGUUCAAUAAAUUUUCACAAAUAUAAUUUCUAUAACUAUGCUGGAAAUAUUAAUUACAAAAGCAUAUUGUUACAGUCGUAUAUUAAUAUACACAUAAUAUAUACAUUAUAUAUGGUACAAAACAGUAAGUAAAUCUAUGCUUACAUUUAAUAUUAACGGGCUAAUGCAGACGUCCGUACUAUUCAAACAGAAGCAUUGCUUCGCACGUGACGUCACGCAGUGAGAGAGAGAUAGCGCUAGCAUGCGCAAUGGCAUACCGGUGUUACGUGUAUCGUGGUUGAGGGAUUAUCGUCUACGCGAUUACCUCUACAGGCGUGACCGUAACCAUCGGUUGAAGGUUGCAUACUGACCUGACGCUGACACACUGACCCCGACCCCCGACCCAGUUCUGUCGUUGAGCCAGUGACAUUGUACCACUCCGUGAUGGCGCGGCUACAGGACGGUAUUCAGAUAUUUUUGAUGUUGCAGAGCCCUUUAUCUCGGUUCCCUUAAGACAUUG
This is a messenger RNA of Acanthoscelides obtectus, 3669 nucleotides long. The record is from the annotation of a GenBank genome assembly. NCBI's taxonomy places the organism in Eukaryota, Metazoa, Arthropoda, Insecta, Coleoptera, Chrysomelidae.